GAAAACAGUUUCCUCUAUUUAAAAAACAGGACAUGUGUUUUCACAACCGACUUUUGUUUUCCGUUCAUCACUUUCGGUUCUGAGUCAGAGAAACCGGCUGAUGAUCCGCCCACAGCCGCGAGAAACGAAACUAAACCGGUAUUUAAAUCCACCAAGGAAAUGAAAGGCGCAGUGUUACCGAAGACAUCAUAACCAGCUAUAUUAACCACUGAAGAAUGGUCAAUCCAAGAGGAGGAGGACAGCAAAGAGGAAGAGGAGGCUUCAAUGCCCCUUACAGAAGAGAUGGUUCUGUGCCUGGUCAAAAACAAGCAAGCAGGUCUUCCAGUCAAGGAAGAGGAAGCAGCAGAGAUGGCCGAGGGGAGGGGGGAGGAAGAGGUGGAAGAGGAGGUGGAGGAGAUGGAAGGGGUCGAGGUCACCAUCAAGCCAGUGGAAGCUCAAACAGCCAAAGGGAAAGAUGGCCAGAUGAAAGAGCUCAAGGUACAAGAGGUGGUGGAGGAGGAGAUGGAAGGGGCAGAGGACAGAGGAGAGGAGAAGGCGGGCAACAUCAUCACGGAAGGCCAAACGGGAACAACUCCCACCGCCCUAUGAUAAGGGGAGGCUUCUCUAAUGCAUCUUCACCCUCUCGAGGAUUUGGGAGACCUAUUCACGGGCUCAUGCAUCAGCGUUUGACCAAUUAUUUACUUCCAGCUCCUUUAAUUUCAAGCAGCCGCCCUGAAAACCCACAUCACCAACAAGCCAGUGGAAGUAUGACAGAUGUAAGCGCUGAAGAACCUCAAAGGGGAAGAGCAGAAACUCAGAGAGGUAGAGGGGGAAAUGGGAGAGGGAGAGGAAGAGGGAGAGACGGCACCCCUGAAGUACGCAGACUGGGAUAUAAAACGCUUGAAGGCCUGCUGGAGAAAGAAGCGUCUGAGGUGGCCAUCACUCUUUCCACCAGCACUGGGCUCAAGAAUCUGCUUGACGACGAUACAAUGAGAAGCGACCUGGUGCAGCUGGUCUGUCAAGUUCUCUGCAAGGCCUUUGGGUCUCGAAUUGACCGCAAGACUGUGCUGCACUUGGCUCGCGUCGUCAAGGACUCUCGCUUUUUCCGUAACUUUCUGCCUUAUUACGUGACUGGAAUGAUGACGGAUUACACGCAAGCUCGAAGGGAGCACUAUCCCCAGUAUCUGAGCAACAUCAUCAGCCUUCUCUCUGAGGUUCUCAACAUGUUUCCACAAAGCUCUAUCCAGUCGGUCUCCAUGCUGGUAGCUCUUUUAAAAACGACCAUCAAUCAGUUGCGUGCUUCUGGUGUGGAUAUUCUCGACAGUACAGAUGAAGACUUGGAGAGGGUGCAGGGUUUGGUGAACCAUCUCCAAGAGAAAUCAAGGGAAGGCACCUUACGGUCAGACAACUACUCCUUCCUUGCAGCUGACGAGGAUGCACCACCUGGGGAGGAAGACUUCAGGACGAUGAGCAUCUAUCCAACCAUUGAGGAGUUCCACCUAGACCAGAAGCCGUUCCUGAGACCCAACAUAAUGUCUCAAAGCUUUCCUAACGCGCGCAUCUAUCUAGACACUCACUUCCGACUUCUGCGGGAAGAUUUCGUGAGGCCGCUGCGAGAGGGAGUCAAGGAGGUCCUAAGGAGCCAGCACAAUACUGAUGGAAUACCGAUGAAAAAGAGGCAGUUUGAUGACAUCAGACUGUACCAUGACACCAGAUUGAUUUUGCCACUCUGCACGUCAACAGGAAUUGCCUACAAAGUGCAGUUUGACCCACGGCCUCUUCAGUUUGUCAGGUGGGAAAAUUCCAAACGCCUGCUUUACGGAUCCCUUGUCUGUCUCUCCAUGGACAACUUCCAAAGCUUCCUGUUCGCCACUGUUACCGAUCGGGAUCCAAAGCUGCUGAGGAAGGGACAGGUGCAUCUCUGUUUUUCUUCUGACAGCAGGGCCAGCUUGGCCAGUGUUCAACCCUCAGACUCCUUCCUGAUGGUCGAGACUACGGCUUACUUUGAGGCCUACCGAUAUGUCCUAGAAGGUCUCCAAGAGCAAGACGAGAAUGAUGUUCCCUUUGAAAGGUACAUAGUGCAGUGCAACACAAAUGUAGAUCCUCCAGCUUACCUUCGAGUGGAGGGAAGAUCAUACGAUCUGUCUAGCAUCAUGGCAGAAGGACAAGAGAAGAUUCCACCCUUCAACCCCUUGACCCCACACGCUUGGCCUGAUGAGGAAAAAAUGGGUCUUGAUGAAAGCCAACUUAAAGCACUUAAACUAGCCUUAACCAAUGAACUGGCCAUCAUACAGGGACCACCAGGAACAGGGAAGACGCAUGUAGGACUGAGGAUCGCUCAGGCUUUGCUGGAGAAUCAUACGGCCUGGUCAAACGGUUGCCCUAUGCUGGUGGUCUGCUAUACCAAUCAUGCUCUUGACCAGUUUCUGGAAGGCAUCCACAGAUUUCUAAAAACGGGCAUUGUAAGAGUUGGAGGACGAAGUAACAGUGAAAUUCUAAAGCCCUUUGGUCUGAGGGAGCUGACCAGGGUAUCAAACUUCCGCAAAAGUUUGCCACAGCACCUGAGGAGAGCCCAUCAUGAGAUCUACACACAGAUGGAGGCCGCAGAGGAGCUCUUAAAGAGACAGUCCGCUCAGCUCGAGUGCAGCUUGCGUGGCGUCCUCAGAGAAGACUUCCUGGAGAGAUACAUCUCUGAGCAGCACUGGGACAGUCUGUCUCUACAGCCAGCGUGGGAAGAAUAUGAGACUGUGGGGAAAAAGAAGCCUUCAAUGAUAACGGAGUGGCUCGGCAUCGGAUCCAACUUUUUUAUGCAGGGGCCACAACUAACAGAGAUGGCAGAUGAAGACGGAGCACAGCUGGACGAUGAGGAACUGAUAGAUAUCGAUGAAGAGGCCGAUCUGAUCGAGGCUGAGAGGAUCGUGGUUGAUGCAGAUCAUGGGGAUAAAGACUGGAAAAAGUUGAAACGGGAGGAGAAAAACAUCGCUGACAUGGCUGAGCUGAUGCUGGCUAUGAACCUGAACGAAACUGAACCACAAGGACCAGCCCAGAAUCAGGCUCAGACUAAUCAAGGCGAAUGGCAGAUGCAAAGCCACCAAAAGAAAAAAAUGAAGCAAAUGGCUAAAAAAGAGCUGAGGAAGACUUCAGCCAUGAGUGAGCAACAAGAAAGGCAAAUCAGGGAUAUUUGGAGCCUCAAUCUGAAAGACCGUUGGAGACUGUAUCGGCUAUGGAUUUUGCGCUAUCGGACUGAACUCCGCGCUAAGGCCCUCACGUCUGAACAGGUGUAUCAGGACGCAGCUGAGCGGCUCAAUGAAAUCCGCCGUCGUGAGGACCUGUGUGUGCUGCGACAGGCUCAGGUCGUCGGUAUGACCACCACGGGAGCGGCUAAAUACAGACAGGCUCUGCAGGAGCUGCAGCCCAGGCUGGUGAUUGUGGAGGAGGCGGCAGAGGUGUUGGAGGCGCACACCAUCACCACCCUCAGCAAAGCCUGCCAGCACCUCAUACUGAUCGGAGAUCACCAACAGUUGAGGCCUAGUGCAACAGUGUACGAACUUGCCAAGAAUUUCAAUCUGGAAGUGUCGAUGUUUGAGAGGCUUGUGGGAGUGAACUUUCCAUUUGUGCGCCUUAACUACCAGCAUCGCAUGAGACCAAGCAUCGCUCGACUGUUGACUCCUCAUAUAUAUGAUACUCUGGAAAACCACCCCUCUGUACUGGAGUAUGAAAAUGUUAAGGGGCUUUUGGAAAAUCUCUAUUUCGUGGAGCAUUGCCAACUCGAGGAAGAGAUUAAGGACGGACGGAGCCACCAGAACACUCACGAGGCUCAUUUUGUUGUCGCGCUUUGCCGCUACUUGCUGUUGCAGGACUACGAGCCUUCCCAGAUCACUAUUCUCACCACCUACACCGGACAGCUUCACUGUCUGCGUAAGCUCAUGCCCUCUACGGAGUUCUCUGGCGUCAAAGUCCACGUUGUUGACAAAUACCAAGGGGAGGAGAACGACAUUAUCAUAUUGUCUCUGGUGCGUAGCAAUCUACAGAAAAGAGUCGGCUUCCUAAACAUAUCAAACCGUGUCUGCGUUGCCCUUUCUCGUGCUAAGAUGGGUCUCUAUUGCAUCGGAAAUAUGGACAUGCUCAGCUCCGUUAAGCUGUGGAGCAACAUCAUUCACACUCUGAGAGAGCGUAAUCAGGUGGGUCGUGCUUUGACGCUGAGUUGUCAAAACCAUCCAGAUAAACAGAUCCUCGCGUCCUGCAGUGCUGACUUCAAAGGUGCCCCUGAGGGUGGUUGCGAUCAGCCCUGCCAAUUUCGACUGGAUUGUGGUCACGUGUGCACCCGUAUGUGCCACCCAUAUGAUGCGGACCACAAGAAAUUCAAGUGCAUGAAGGACUGCCAGAAGGUGCUGUGCGAACUGGAACACAAAUGUACCAAACGCUGUUACCAAGAGUGCGGUAAAUGCCGGGUACUCCUAGACAAGACAAUUCCGUCAUGCCAGCACAUCCAGAAGGUGCCUUGCCACCAGGAUCCUGCAACAUUUGUCUGUCAAGAGCAUUGCCAAAAGACCCUUCCAUGCAGCCAUCCCUGCAAGGCAGCUUGUGGAGAGUCCUGCAUCACUCAGUGCAUGGUUAGAGUUCAAAUGCAGCUGAAAUGUGGACACGUGCAGGAAGAACCAUGCUACAUUUCCACGGACCACAGAAGGGAGCCACACUGCAGAACUAAAUGUGGCACCACCUUAAAAUGUGGCCAUCCUUGCCCAGGAACUUGCCAUGGAUGCUGUCAAGGUCGCCUACACAAAGCAUGCUCCCACAAAUGCCAGCAAAUCCUGGUGUGUUCUCAUCAGUGUUGGGAGCCUUGCGUAAGAGAUUGUCCACCAUGCUCGGUUCCCUGUGAGAACCGUUGCGUUCACAGCAUCUGCAAGAAGGCUUGCGGUCAGCCUUGCGCCCCGUGCAUGGAACCCUGCGAAUGGCAGUGCCCUCACCACAGCUGUACCAAGCUGUGUCACGAACCAUGCGACCGUCCGCCUUGUUCUGUUCCCUGCAACAACACCUUGCCCUGCGGACACCGCUGCAUAGGUCUCUGCGGAGACCGUUGUCCCGAUAAGUGUCGCAUUUGCCAUAAAGAUGAGGUCAUGGAGAUCUUCUUCGGCAAUGAAGACGACCCGGAUGCUUGUUUCAUUCAGCUUGAAGAUUGCAACCACCUGUUCGAGACUACAGGAAUGGAUCAAUAUAUGAAUCUUGAUGAAAACCAAGAUGCCGAAUUGGAUCAAAGGGCGAUCAAACUCAAGGAGUGUCCAAGGUGUCGCACUCCCAUUCGUAGAAACCUUCGAUAUGGCACUCACAUCAAUCGCAGUCUGGCAGCCAUUGAGAUGGUCAAAGAGAAGAUCAACGGUGUGCCGCAUGAUAUCGAACAACAGCAGGAAUUCCUUAUCUUGGAGCUGCUUGAGAAGAAGAACUUGAGGAACCAUCUUCCCAAAGAGUUUACCAUCCUUACAGAGAGGCUCGAAAAAAAGGACCCUUCACUGCAACAACUUUGGCAUCUCGAGAACUUGAUGAACUUCCUCGAGAGCGUUGGGAAACUGAAAGCAAACCAAGCAGACCAUAUGACACCCAAUCUGAACGAAAUUCAGCCAUUCUCUAGAAAAGCUGAAGAAGUCAUUAGAUUCCUCUUAAAUCCGACUCAGAGGUUUUCAGACCAGCAGGUUGCAGAUCUCGAGCGUGAAUUGAAGAGACUCUCCUACCUGGCUGAACUCGAUGUGCGCUGUGGCAUGUCGCGGACCAAAAGUAUUGUUCAUGCCACCGAGAUCCAGCAAUUACGAGAUAUCCUGGAGGACAAUUUGCCUUUCUCUGAAGGUCUGGAAUGUACAGUCAAGCAGAUGUUUACGGACUUGGACACCAAACUGCCACGCAGUGGCCUGGGCAUCACUGACGAGGAGAGGGUGAUGGUACUCAAAGCCGUUGGUUUGAGUAAAGGCCAUUGGUACAAAUGUCCCAAUGGGCACGUGUAUGCAAUCGGCGAAUGUGGGGGUGCUAUGGAAAAAGCCAAAUGUCCUGAAUGCGACGCUGCUAUUGGAGGCACCAAUCACAAUCUCAUUCAAGAUAAUGCUGUGGCGACUGAGAUGGAUGGCGCAAAGCAUGGUGCCUGGUCAGAUGCUGCCAACUUGGCAAACUUUGACCGGGAAAACUUUGAAGACUUCUGAAAUUCUUAAGUACUGCUGAUAGGGUUUUAAUCUGGUUAACACAAAUAAUUAAAUGCUGUUUUUAGUGAGGUAAGGAGGUAAUUGCACCUUUGUGAAGUCAUUUAAAAGUUAGCAGGAGCUUUCAAAAUGAUUUUUUUUUCUCCACACUUGCCACUGAUGGGAGAAUUAAAUUGUAUUUUGCAUUAUGUUUGACCUAUGUUGAGAGAAUUUUGUUGGGUUUUUUUUUUUUUUUUUUUUUUUUUUGCUUGUAUGUACAUUUAUGUGCACAACUAGGCAAUCUCUUAAUGAACUUGAAUUUUGAUCCUCAUUAUAUUCUCAACUUCCUAGCUAAAAUUUAGAUUUUUCAUUAACACAAAAUAUCUAAAAAAAAAAAAAAAAAAAAAGAGCAGCUCAUACGUGAUUUGCUCAUGUCAGACGUAAGACUCAAAAUAAUUGCUACUGCCUGCUAAAUGAACUGCACAUUGUUUACUCCUCAAAGCCUGUUUUUAUUCACAUUUAAUGCUUUGUAUGUGGAACCUGGUUAAAAUAAGUCCUCCACACAUUUCAGUUUAUUAGCUUUUAAAAACUUGAAUUAUUAUAACAGUGACAAAAAAAAAGCAUUUUCUUGUUUAAGUGCAACAUAUACAUGCUCCUAAUUAAGGAGGUCGGUAUGUAAUCAUUCUUAUAAAAUAUAUGGGUAGUUGUGGUCCUGAAUGCUAAUUGGGCAAUAUGAAUAAUGUACUUAAUUGUCUUUGAUUCAGAUGUGCUAACAUACACAAUGCUACCCAAUGAGCACAUUAACGAUUAACAGUAGCUUACAUGUUAUAAACUAUGUCACAAAAGAAUAGCACUUAUAUAUGCUUAAUAAAAUAAAGUUUUAA
This is a messenger RNA of Labeo rohita (rohu), 7024 nucleotides long. It is a transcript of the gene znfx1, whose product is annotated as zinc finger, NFX1-type containing 1. The transcript has 16 exons. The coding region runs from base 216 to 6164 and encodes 1982 amino acids. The record is from RefSeq and is a predicted model, not a curated record. NCBI's taxonomy places the organism in Eukaryota, Metazoa, Chordata, Actinopteri, Cypriniformes, Cyprinidae. Gene Ontology annotation, biological process: regulatory ncRNA-mediated heterochromatin formation. Gene Ontology annotation, cellular component: nuclear RNA-directed RNA polymerase complex; nucleus. Gene Ontology annotation, molecular function: helicase activity; zinc ion binding.